UUAUAUUCAUUCAGGCGCAGAGCUCAGAGCACAGAACACUGUGCCAUGGCUAUGGAUGUGGAAACGAAUGAGCAAUUAGGGUUUCCGUACUGGAACUCGGUCCGACGAAGGUUCGGACCCGAGUCUGCCUUCUUUGCCUCCGGCAACAUCGAAAGGGAACUUCUCGCCAAACAGGUUGCAUUGGAUUUAACCGAAGAUGAAAAGCAUCAGCUUCAGAAUGUGGUUUCUGAGGAAGGCGGGGGAUUUUUUUGCCCAAUCGUUGGUUGCGGUACACACUUGACUUCUUUGGAGGACUUCGAAGAUCAUUACAAUGCACGACAUACUGCAUCCUGUUCAGUAUGCUCUAGAGUUUACCCAACAUCGCGCCUGCUCAGCAUACACGUAUCAGAAGCACAUGAUUCCUUCUUUCAGGCUAAAGUUGCACGUGGCUAUGCCAUGUAUGAAUGCUUGGUGGAAGGCUGUAGUUUGAAGCUCAAGAACUACAAAAGUCGACAACAACAUCUGGUGGACAAGCAUAAAUUUCCCACUUCAUUUGAGUUUUUCAAGAAGGGCCGCCUAUCUAAGAAACAGAGGCAACGCAAACAAGCUACUCAGAAGAGGGAGGGAGGUUCAUUUAUGGAAGUAGAAAAUGAAUCCAUUGAUGGACUCGUUUCUGCAGUCUCCAAAUUAAGCACUUCAGACUCCUCUCCUUCAACCAUCAGCUUUGGUCGCCGCCAUACUCGUGGAUUGACUUUCGUCCCUCGAGCAGUUCAGCGGGAAAAUAGGCCAGACUCCAAGUAAGCUGGAACAAAGAGACAGAAAGUAUGCAUUCCAACCAAAUUUUGGUUCUCUAUAAAACCCUCGCCUUCUUCCAUCAUUUCUGUUGAUGUCUCCUGCAACCAACUUUCUGUUUUGUAUCUCCUUGUAGUCUCUGACUCUCUAUGAUGUUAUAGAUGUCCCGUGAUAUGGAGACAUUGGAAGAAUCUUUUGUGUUCCUGAUUAUGUUGUAAUGAACUCUAAUCUUUUUGAGCACAUUACAAUUGAAAUUGAAAUGUAUCUCAAACACUGUUCCUUUUCAGUGUUUUGAUCUCC
Molecule: messenger RNA, 1071 nt
Organism: Corylus avellana
Lineage: Eukaryota; Viridiplantae; Streptophyta; Magnoliopsida; Fagales; Betulaceae
Product: nucleic acid binding / zinc ion binding protein
Source: RefSeq, a predicted model, not a curated record